AACGGAACGGAACGGAACGGGCCGGGCGGCGGGCGCAGCCAUGUCCUUCUGCUCCUUCCUGGGGGGAGAGGUGUUCAAGGACCACUUCCAGCCGGGUAUUUACGUGUGUGCCAAGUGUGGCCAUGAGCUCUUCUCCAGCCGGGCCAAGUACGAGCACUCGUCGCCGUGGCCGGCGUUCACCGAGACCCUGCGCGGGGACAGCGUGGCCAAACGCGAGGAGCGCCCGGGAGCCCUAAAGGUGACGUGUGGCAAGUGUGGCAACGGGCUGGGCCACGAGUUCCUCAACGAUGGGCCCAAGAGGGGCCAGUCCCGCUUCUGAAUAUUCAGCAGCUCGCUGAAGUUCCUCCCGAAAGGUAAAGCUGACCUGACGGAAAAAUAAGUGAGCUGCUGCACCUGGCACUGCCCUGGGCUAAUCCUGCCUUCACUCCUUGGGAUGUGCUGUCCUGCCAAGAGGACCCACAGCAGGAGCAACCCUGAGGAAGCUCCUGCUCCGAGUUUUCCCCUGAUUUCCUGGUCACGGUUUCCCCUUGGUUUCCCUGUCAAGGUUUUAUUCCCUGAUUUCCCUGUCAGGGUUCCCCUGUUUUCCCUGUGCCAGUUCCCCUCAAUUUCUCUGUUAUGGUUCUCCCCUGGUUCCCCUGUCCUGGUUCUCUC
Messenger RNA from Lonchura striata (white-rumped munia), 651 nucleotides. RefSeq names its product methionine sulfoxide reductase B1 (gene MSRB1). Lineage: Eukaryota; Metazoa; Chordata; Aves; Passeriformes; Estrildidae. Gene Ontology annotation, cellular component: nucleus. The record is from RefSeq and is a predicted model, not a curated record. Gene Ontology annotation, biological process: protein repair. Gene Ontology annotation, molecular function: peptide-methionine (R)-S-oxide reductase activity.